AUGAGGUUCUCUUUCGACGGUGAAAGUAGCGCUGUUUUUAGAAUCUGCUAUGCGGUCUUUGAGCUCCUACUCGCCCUAGGCCUAGCAAUUCUGGUUACGUUAUAUAUCAUUCUCCAAAGAAAGAGGGGCAAUGUCCUGAACCCACUGCCUUUCAAGGCUUUAUUGGCAUCCAUGGUUUUUUACCUCGGAGCUGAGAUAUCUGUCGGCGUUUACAAUUCCAUACGUCUCGCAGGCGUUCACCUGAAGGACACUUAUCCCUCCGCAGAGCCGAUUAGCGAAGGCUUGAUGUUGAUCGCAGUCAACCUUCUGUUCUACAUAUUUUAUGCAACUAUCUACACCUUUGGACAGGAAAUUAUGGGUCAGAGUAGCUUUUGGCCUCGCUUAAACAGGUUUCAUUGGGUUCUUAUGGGAAUAUUUGUCGCUAUAAGCAUUGUUGACUUUGCCUGGUAUGUCUAUAAUAUUCUGGGCCAAAUGCAGUAUAUCCGACCCAAAUACACUCUGCAACUUGACCACUACCAGAUAUGGUCAAAAAUUAUGUCGGUCAAGUGGAUUUUAUUCUGGGUGGGAUCUUGGGAGAUCCUGGGGGCCAUGAUUUUCAUGGGCAUGCGGACUUCAUCCCAGGCACCUCAUAUGAGAAUGUCCACAUACCUUACCUUCACUGCGAGUGGAUUUUUCUUCGCUCUGAACGGACUCUGGGCUAUUUGGAGCAUUAACUCCUACCUCGCACACAUCUACCCGACACAGGUGGCAAUUGCUGCUCGCGAGGUUGUUCAAUUCUUUUUUUGUAUGGGCACUUAUCUUGGACUUGGGUUAUGCGCCUGGAGGUUUCCAGCGAAGUUAAACGACGAUUUGGAAGAUGCGCCUGUACGUACCAUGAUCAUCAGGAGAUCGGAGCGCCCAGUGGAGGCAGAUUCGCGGACCCCUCUAGCAGUGAAAGGUACAUCGGAGAUCGACAGAUCACUAUCGGUCGCAGAAGUUGCUGCAACGCGGCCCAUAUUGGAGGCAGAUUCAAAUAUCACUCACGAGAAACCUUGA
Penicillium manginii is the source of this 1035-nucleotide messenger RNA. RefSeq lists its product as uncharacterized. The transcript is spliced from 3 exons. The record is from RefSeq and is a predicted model, not a curated record. Bases 1 to 1035 code for a protein of 344 amino acids. NCBI's taxonomy places the organism in Eukaryota, Fungi, Ascomycota, Eurotiomycetes, Eurotiales, Aspergillaceae.